AGACAACGCUAGUCGAGACUUUGGCAAGGGUUCCCAAAAAAUUAUCUGCAGAGAAGGGAUCGUGUGCAGAGUGGCUAGACUGGAGGAAGAUCGACUCUUUCUCUUUGCUGCACCGCAGAGUGUUGACGUUGAUUGCGAUUGAUUCCCCAACGGAAUUUCGCCCAAUAUGGACGAGCAAUCGCAUAAGCCUCAUCGGAAGGCAAAGCCUGAAAAGAAACACGCUUCAGGCGAGCGAAACCCGAAAGCUUUCGCCGUCUCCAAUCCCGGAAAACUCGCCAGACAAGCCGCAAGAUCUCAAGACAUCAGAGAAAAGUCUCUCCAUGUCCCCCUCGUCGAUCGCCUGCCCGAGGAGGCACCCCCUCGUCUCGUCACCAUCGUUGGGCCACCUGGUGUCGGCAAGACAACAUUGGUCAAGUCCUUGGUUCGUCGGUAUGCGAAGGAAUCCAUGACAGAUCCCCAAGGUCCCAUUACCGUCGUCACCUCCAAGAAGCAGCGACUCACCUUUGUCGAAUGUCCCAACGAGCUCGAGGCCAUGGUCGACAUGGCCAAGAUUGCCGACAUUGUCCUGCUCAUGAUUGACGGAAACUAUGGCUUCGAGAUGGAGACCAUGGAGUUCUUGAAUAUUCUGUCGGCAACCGGUAUGCCAGGCAAUGUCUUUGGUAUCUUGACACAUCUGGAUCUUUUCAGAAAGCCCCAGCAGCUCAAGGAUGCCAAGAAGCGACUGAAGCACCGUCUCUGGAGAGAACUUUACGCCGGCGCCCAUCUGUUCUAUCUCUCCGGUGUCAUCAACGGACGCUAUCCCGAUAGGGAGGUCCAAAAUCUGUCCCGCUUCCUCUCCGUCAUGAAGAACCCUCGACCUCUGAUCUGGCGCAACUCGCAUCCCUAUACCAUCAUUGACAGUUUCAGAGACGUCACUCACCCGACCCAGAUCGAAGCAGACGACAAAUGCGACCGCACCAUAGCCCUCUCCGGGUACCUUCGCGGAACAAACUUCUCUGCUGAAGGCCAGCGAGUACACAUACCGGGUCUUGGCGAUUUCAACGUCAAAGCAGUCGAAACCUUGCCAGAUCCCUGCCCAACUCCUCAAAUGGAACUGGCCAUUGCGAAAGUGACCGGAAAGGUUGGCAGGAGGAGACUGGAUGAGAAAGAGAAGAAGCUCCACGCUCCAAUGUCCGACCGUAGCGGAUUGAAGAUCGAUGGUGACGCUAUCUGGAUCACUCGCGAUAAAGGCUUCACAUUUAACAAGGAGGCAACCGAGAUUGAGCGAGGUGAGGGAGAAGAGUUGAUCAUUGGGCUUCAGGGAGAGCGUCGGCUUCUCGGUCAGACCGAAGACGGUAUGCAGCUCUUCCGUGACGGCGAGAAGAUCACAAGCGUCCCGGAAGAAGAAGACACCGGGCGCAAAAGCCAGAGAACCGCAAGACUCGCUGAGAGGGAGGAAGGUGAAGACGACUUUCCCGAAGAUGAGGGCUUCGCUAGUGGUGACGACAACGAAGGCGACGAGGAUGAAGACGCCGAGUUCGACGAGAAGAAGCUUGGCAAAAUGUUCCGCAAGGACAUCGACAAAAACGGAGACGAAGACGAGGUGGCUUUUGCAGAUAGCGAUUCCGAUUUGGGAUCACUCUCAGGCGCCGACGAUGAUGACGAUGAGGAGGACUCUGAAGAUGAGCUGGAUGACGACGACGAGGAAUCUGCGGCCCUUCGCUGGAAAGAGAACAUGACCGAGAGGGCACAAAAGCUGCACGGUGGUCGUCGCUCGUAUCGUACUGGAGACUUGGCACGAAUGAUGUACGACGAAUCCAUCACUGCAGAUGAAGUCUUGCGCAGGUGGAAGGGUGAAGUCGAUGCGGACGAAGAGGAGGAAGAAGAUAUCGAGGCCGAUUCUGAUGACGAGGAGUUCUUCAAGAAGGCCAAGCAGGAGAGUGACGAUGCCUCGGCAGAUGACCGCGCCGUACCUGUUUACGACUAUGAGCAACUUGCCGCAAAAUGGUCGGUGGCAGACAAUGUUGAACUACUUCGACAGCGCUUCACUACAGCUACUCUGAACGGUGCUGAUGGUGAAGACGGCGACGACGGCUUUGAAGGGUUUGACAACGACUCCGAAGGUGAUGGAGAGUUUGAAGAUCUCGAGACCGGCGAAAAGCACAAGGCAGAGGCUGAAGCAGCAGCAGCGAGCUUAGAAGAAGAGCGUGCCAAGAACGCCAAGCGAAAGGAAGAGCUCAAGCUACGCUUCGAAGAAGAGGACAGGGAGGGUUUCGCCAACGACAAGGCAAAUGCACGAAGGGAGGUUGGCCAGAACCCUGAUGAGUUCGGCGAGGAUGACUGGUACGAUGCUCAGAAAGCUCUUAUUCAGAAACAACUGGACAUCAACAAUGCUGAAUUUGGAGCCCUUGACGAACGGCAGAGAGUUGCAGUCGAAGGUUACAAAGCUGGAAAAUACGCCAAGCUGAUCAUCGAUGGUGUACCUGCAGAGUUUGUACAGAACUUCAACGCAAAAUUGCCCGUUAUCGUUGGCGGUCUGGCACCGACAGAAGACAGAUUUGGCUAUGUUCAAGUGAGAAUCAAGCGCCACAGAUGGCACAAGAAGAUUCUGAAGACAAACGAUCCUUUGAUCUUCAGUUUGGGGUGGCGGCGGUUCCAAACACUUCCCAUUUACGCCAUAUCAGAUUCACGAACAAGGAAUCGCAUGCUCAAGUACACGCCGGAACACAUGCACUGUUUCGCCACUGUCUAUGCUCCUCUCAUCGCACCCAACACUGGAUUUGUUUGCUUCAACUCGUUCAGCUCGUCCAACCCUGGUUUCCGUAUUGCAGCAACCGGCACCGUUCUUAGUGUCGACGAGUCCAGCGAGAUUGUGAAGAAGCUCAAACUCACCGGUGUUCCAUACAAGGUCUUCAAGAAUACUGCUUUCAUCAAGGACAUGUUCAACUCGUCCCUCGAGAUUGCCAAGUUCGAGGGAGCCGCUAUCAAGACGGUCAGUGGAAUCAGAGGUCAAAUCAAGCGGGCAUUGAGCAAGCCCGAAGGUCACUUUCGUGCCACGUUCGAGGACAAGAUCCUGAUGAGCGAUAUCGUCUUCCUCCGCACCUGGUACCCGAUCAAACCACACCGCUACUACAAUGUUGUGACGAACCUUCUCGGAGGCUGGCAAGGUAUGCGCUUGACUGGUGAGGUACGUCGCGAUCAGGGUAUUGCCACACCACAGGACAAGAACAGCAAGUAUCGCACCAUUGAGCGAAAGACCCGCCACUUCAACUCAUUGAAGGUGCCACGUGCUCUGGCCGCCUCGCUGCCGUACAAGUCCCAGAUCGUCCAGAUGAAACCUCAGCGACACGAGACAUACAUGCAGAAACGUGCAGUUGUAUUGGGCGGCGAAGAGAAGAAGGCCCGGGAUCUGCUGCAGAAGAUCACGACCAUUCGCAAGGACACAGAAGCCAAGCGUGCGGCCAAGAAAGCCGAGAACCGCGCCAAGUUCAAGAAGAAGAUGGAGACAAUGAAUGAUAAGAAGGAGGCCAGGGAGAAGAGGGAGAAGAAAGAGUACUGGGAGCGGGAGGGUAAGAAGCGCAAGGCUGGCGAUGAGGGCGGUGGUGGCAAGAGGAGGAGAUAGAGGCUUGGUCUAAGAUAGACGAUAAGUGACACUAUGUAUAUAUAAAUAUUGAAAAACGAAGCCUUACACGUCGAAAUGUCGAGUUGUGGCUCUCUCCUG
Truncatella angustata is the source of this 3700-nucleotide messenger RNA. RefSeq lists its product as uncharacterized. The record is from RefSeq and is a predicted model, not a curated record. Bases 167 to 3601 code for a protein of 1144 amino acids. The transcript is spliced from 2 exons. NCBI's taxonomy places the organism in Eukaryota, Fungi, Ascomycota, Sordariomycetes, Amphisphaeriales, Sporocadaceae. Gene Ontology annotation, cellular component: nucleus; 90S preribosome. Gene Ontology annotation, molecular function: GTP binding; U3 snoRNA binding; GTPase activity. Gene Ontology annotation, biological process: maturation of SSU-rRNA from tricistronic rRNA transcript (SSU-rRNA, 5.8S rRNA, LSU-rRNA); endonucleolytic cleavage of tricistronic rRNA transcript (SSU-rRNA, 5.8S rRNA, LSU-rRNA); ribosome biogenesis.